Molecule: messenger RNA, 672 nt
Organism: Candoia aspera
Lineage: Eukaryota; Metazoa; Chordata; Lepidosauria; Squamata; Candoiidae
Product: collagen alpha-1(VII) chain-like
Exons: 13
Coding region: 1-672 (223 amino acids)
Biological process (GO): extracellular matrix organization
Molecular function (GO): extracellular matrix structural constituent conferring tensile strength
Source: RefSeq, a predicted model, not a curated record
AUGAAAUUGGCUCAGAUUUAUCAGUCAUAUGGAGUACUGACAAACAUAUCUGAUGAGCCACAAAUUGUGCAGGGAGAGAGAGGAGAGCCUGGUAUACCCGGUCAGCCGGCUUCCAGCCUUUCAGGAAUUAAAGGCGACAAGGGAGAGAGGGGCACUGCAGGACCUGAAGGUCCACCUGGACCUAGAGGAGAUGCUGGGGACAAAGGAGAACGUGGGACUCCUGGUUUCAGUGUCUCUGGCCCACCUGGCCCAAAAGGAGAACAAGGAGACCCAGGGAUCACUGGACUGACUGGCAAAACUGGCCCAAAGGGUGACCCAGGAGAGCCAGGGGAGAGGGGAGAGUCAGGAAGACCAGGUCCUGCUGGACCAUCUGGCCAACGAGGAAAAGAGGGUGAAAGAGGUGACAAAGGAGAGGAAGGGACUCCUGGUGAGCCAGGCCUACCUGGGAAACCUGGAGAGAAAGGUCAGCGGGGCCUGCCAGGCACCCGAGGUCUUCUUGGUGAGAAGGGAGACCAGGGGGACCCAGGUGAAGAUGGGAGAAAUGGCAGUCCUGGACCACCAGGGUCAAAGGGUGAACGAGGGAGUCCUGGAGAGCCGGGGCCUCCAGGCCAAGUUGUUGGUGUGGGGCCUGGAGGAGGAGGGCAAAAAGGUGAAAAGGUAAUCCUGCUAUGA